Diceros bicornis minor is the source of this 981-nucleotide messenger RNA. RefSeq names its product olfactory receptor 10G6. The record is from RefSeq and is a predicted model, not a curated record. Gene Ontology annotation, biological process: G protein-coupled receptor signaling pathway. NCBI's taxonomy places the organism in Eukaryota, Metazoa, Chordata, Mammalia, Perissodactyla, Rhinocerotidae. The transcript has a single exon. Gene Ontology annotation, cellular component: membrane. The coding region runs from base 31 to 981 and encodes 316 amino acids. Gene Ontology annotation, molecular function: G protein-coupled receptor activity; olfactory receptor activity.
CUUCUUUUGGCAGAUGUGAACAGCAAGGAAAUGCAAAGUGGAAACCAGACUUCUGUGUCUCACUUCAUUUUGGUGGGCCUGCACCACCCACCACAGCUGGGGAUACUGUUCUUCCUAGCUUUCCUUGUCGUCUAUGCCCUCACUGUCUCUGGAAAUGGCCUCAUCAUCUUCACUGUCUUUGUGGACACCCGGCUCCACCGCCCCAUGUACUGGUUCCUAUGUCACCUCUCCUUUUUGGACAUGACCAUUUCCUCUGUCAUUGUCCCCAAGAUGCUAGCUGGCUUUCUCUUGGAUAGUAGAGUUAUCUCCUUUGGGGGCUGUGUAAUCCAACUUUUUUCUUUCCAUUUCUUGGGCUGCACAGAAUGCUUCCUUUACACGCUAAUGGCUUAUGAUCGUUUCCUGGCCAUUUGUAAGCCGUUACAUUAUGCCACCAUCAUGACCCGUAGUGUCUGUAACUACCUGGCUUUUGGCACCUGGCUGGGAGGCACUCUCCAUUCACUUUUCCAGACAAGCUUCAUAUUCCGGCUGCCCUUCUGUGCUCCAAACCAGGUGGACUACUUCUUCUGUGACAUUCCUGCCAUGCUGCGUCUAGCCUGUGCUGACACCACCAUCAAUGAGCUGGUCACCUUUGUGGGCAUUGGAUUCCUGGCCCUCACCUGCUUUGUGUUUAUCCUUACUUCCUAUGGUUGCAUAGUGGCUGCUAUCCUGCAAAUCCGGUCCGUUGAUGGGCGCAGCAACGCCUUCUCCACCUGUGCUGCCCACCUCACUGUUGUCAUUGUUUAUUAUGCACCCUGCACCUUCAUUUACCUUCGUCCUGGCUCACAGGAACCCCUGGAUGCAAUGGUAGCUGUCUUCUACACUGUCAUCACUCCCUUGCUUAACCCCAUCAUCUACACACUCCGCAAUAAAGAGAUGAAGGCAGCAUUACGGAGGCUGGGAGGUCCCAAGGAUGUGCAGCCUCAUGGACUCCAUGCAUCAUAG